GUGCUUUUACAUUUGCCCGGAGAGAGAGAGGAACCUGGGUCCAUCACCACCACUGCUGCACCGGGACCAGCACGAGGCACUUUAAAGGUGAGAAGGAGAACUUCAAAGCCCCAAAGCUUUAGAACUCAAUCAUCAACCUCAGAACUCUUCUAUCAACCUCAGAACUCACCAUCCGACCCCAGGACUCACCCACCGACCUCAGAACUCAUCCAUUGACCUCAGAACUCAUCCACCGACCUCAGAACUCAUCCACCGACCUCCAGUUUUGGCUGCAGAGUGACUGGAGCUCUGUGUGGAGAUGGGGAACAUGGAUGGGAAAGCAGUGGAGGAGCUGAGUGCCACCGAGUGCCACCAGUGGUACAAGAAGUUCAUGACGGAGUGCCCCUCGGGCCAGCUCACCCUCUAUGAGUUCAAACAGUUUUUUGGCUUGAAAAACCUGAGCCCGUCAGCAAACAAAUACGUUGAGCAAAUGUUUGAGACGUUUGACUUUAAUAAGGAUGGCUACAUAGAUUUCAUGGAAUAUGUGGCAGCCCUGAGCUUGGUCCUGAAAGGCAAAGUGGAUCAGAAGCUGCGGUGGUAUUUCAAACUCUAUGACGUAGAUGGGAACGGCUGCAUUGACCGGGGAGAAUUGCUAAACAUCAUCAAAGCCAUCCGAGCCAUCAACCGCUGCAACGAAGCCAUGACAGCCGAGGAGUUCACAAACAUGGUGUUCGAUAAGAUUGAUAUCAAUGGGGAUGGUGAGCUCUCACUGGAGGAGUUCAUGGAGGGCGUCCAAAAGGACGAGGUGCUGCUCGACAUCCUCACCCGCAGCCUGGACCUGACACACAUCGUGAAAUUAAUCCAGAACGAUGGGAAGAACCCACACGCCCCGGAGGAGGCGGAGGAGGCUGCCCAGUAAACCCCAGGACACGUUCCCUCAAACUUUUUCUUCCCCUUUCCUUUGUAUCACUGACACGAAAUGGGCUGUGACUGCGGGAGCUGGGGACUGUCCCAGUGCCACCCUGAUGCUGUGACAGGGCAUUGGGCACCCCAUGAGCACAGGGACCGAUGUCCCCUCCGAACACUUCGCCCCGCAGACACACAGCACUGCGGGGGGAGCACUGGGGGUCCAUGCAGCGUGGCAUGCUGGGGACACGGCCGUGCCAUGCUGCUGCAGGGCCACCAGUGCCCACCCCCACUUGGGUGCCUCUGAAGGUCGCUGCUUUGUAGGGGUGUGCAGAGCCUCACCUCUGUGGGCAGGGAGAGCUGCAGCACGCAGGGCUCAGGUACACUACAUUAGAGCAGUCAGAGCUCUCGCCAAGCCAGCAGCCAAUGCCAGCACCCACAUAGCACAUGCAUCUGGAUGAGAGCUCAGCUCAUACGAGGACUCCACUCCUCAGUGGGAUCUCUGUGGGGUACGGAGCUGCUGCAAACAGGAAUAGGGCACGUGUCUGUCUGCAGAGACCCCAGCUGGUCCUCUGCACAGGGAUAAUGUCCCUUCGAAGAGCAGAGCGGUGUUUGCUUGUGCCCAAAAAGCAGAUCUGAGAUGUCUCUUUCCAUCUAUAUUUUCAGAGUAUUCUCAAUGUUUUCCCCAAAAGCAAAUGGCUUUGGUCGCACGUUCUUUGAUUUGCUGCUAUUACAUUAGCAACCAUUAGUGAUAACAUAAGACAAAAACAGCUAUGAGUUACGAAAAGGAGAGAGGUGGACGCAGUGGCUUUUCUUUGUUUUCAAGCAUUAAAAACACAGAAUGGUGCCUUUUUUCUAACAACAGUCAGAACUUGAAGGGUAUGCUCAUACCUGCAACGGUCGCAAUGUCAGUAACCCCAGAGGGACCAGGAUCAGGAAUCCUCCUGCAUGUCUUAUCACCCACCCAACACACAAACCCUCGCAAUGCUCCGUGGCUCCCUCGAGCAUCCGCUGCUUUCUGCUCUGCGGGCAGCGAUGCUCUCCGUGCAGUUGGGUGUGCUGCGGAGAUGGGCUCCACGAACACCCCCAGCCGUGGGGAGCAGGCAGCCCCAGCACCCACCAGCACCCACCCAGCCCUCCCUCCAGCACCCUGGAGUUUCCUCAUCUGCUGGGAGCCGAUUUCAGCGCGAUGAGGCAAUGCAGGGCACCAGGAAGGAGCUCUUGCCCGCCCGAAGGACUUUGCUGUGUAUCUCUGGAUGCUUGCAAUUCACAAGCGACUUUUUGGUCCGUUUUUUUUUCCCGUGCACAUUUUUCAUGUGGGGGUACCCGGAAGCUUUUGUACUUCCGAUCUUAUAGCGAAUGAAUAAAGGUGUUUUACAAAAUCA
Gallus gallus (chicken) is the source of this 2270-nucleotide messenger RNA. RefSeq names its product guanylate cyclase activator 1A (gene GUCA1A). The record is from RefSeq and is marked validated. The transcript is spliced from 4 exons. Gene Ontology annotation, molecular function: calcium sensitive guanylate cyclase activator activity; calcium ion binding. Lineage: Eukaryota; Metazoa; Chordata; Aves; Galliformes; Phasianidae. The coding region runs from base 299 to 898 and encodes 199 amino acids. Gene Ontology annotation, cellular component: cone photoreceptor outer segment; photoreceptor inner segment. Gene Ontology annotation, biological process: visual perception; positive regulation of guanylate cyclase activity.